Melitaea cinxia (Glanville fritillary) is the source of this 822-nucleotide messenger RNA. RefSeq lists its product as uncharacterized. Gene Ontology annotation, cellular component: chitin-based extracellular matrix. The record is from RefSeq and is a predicted model, not a curated record. NCBI's taxonomy places the organism in Eukaryota, Metazoa, Arthropoda, Insecta, Lepidoptera, Nymphalidae. The transcript has 8 exons. The coding region runs from base 1 to 732 and encodes 243 amino acids. Gene Ontology annotation, molecular function: structural constituent of chitin-based larval cuticle.
AUGUUUCAACCUCUGGACACACCGUGGGCGUCAUCACAGAGAACAUCCGAUGUAGUGGACCCAUACCGCGCCACUCAGCCGCAGAAGCUUUUCAACCCGGCAGAAGACGUCACUCCUCAAGGGUCAACUCCUCACUCCUGGCGACCCAAUCCAGCAGCAGAACCCUGGCGUAUGCCCUAUGGCAUCUCAAAGGAGCAGCAAGCAGCCAUCUUGCACCACAAGCAGUCCUUAAGUUCAGAGGGUGCCUUCCGCUUCGAAUACGCGUCAGACAAUGGUCUGGCAGCCGGCGAGGUGAUAGAACCAGAUGGCUCCAGGGUUGGAGCCUACCAGUACAAGGAUCCGAGUGGUCAACUUGUGAAGCUGAAGUACAGGGCUGGGAAGGAAGGUUUCCAAAUCCUAGAAGGUAGUCAUAUACCCAAAAGUCCCGAGCCAGUACCACCAUCAGCGCCAAGUAACUAUUACUCACAAGCAUAUGAGCAGCAACGUCAUCAAUACGAUUUGCAGCAACAGUACAACCAGCAACCGGUACCACAGUGGCAGAGUCAGGCCGCUGAGCCCCAGCGAAGUAGUGGAGCUGCUAGUGGGGUAGCCGGUGCAGGCAGUCAGUAUUACAACCAGAACUGGAGAGCUGAUGGUCGUGAUGAUGGUCAGUACCGAUAUAACGACAUCGAGGAACAGAACCGAGGACCUCACUCCUUUGGGGAGGGAUAUGCGUUCGCUUUCAAGGGUUAAAUUGUAGAAGGGAGGACAAAAUAAGAGAGUUACCACUUGGAUGAUUGUUUACAGAACAAAAUAUGUUUUAAUAAAUUUUAUAUAAAAUAA